Molecule: messenger RNA, 2236 nt
Organism: Thamnophis elegans (Western terrestrial garter snake)
Lineage: Eukaryota; Metazoa; Chordata; Lepidosauria; Squamata; Natricidae
Product: SNF-related serine/threonine-protein kinase-like
Biological process (GO): microtubule cytoskeleton organization; protein phosphorylation; intracellular signal transduction
Cellular component (GO): cytoplasm
Molecular function (GO): ATP binding; protein serine/threonine kinase activity; tau-protein kinase activity
Source: RefSeq, a predicted model, not a curated record
CGGCCUCGCUGCCGCCCGAGCCCGACUUGCCGGCCGCCGGAGUAGAGCUGCCCAGCCGGUAGGCCCGCGCCGAAGCGGGCGAGAGCGCGGGCACGGCGAUGGAGGGCCAGAUGGCGGGACUGUACGACCUGGGCCGGCGGCUGGGCAGGGGCCACUUCGCCGAGGUGCGGCUGGCCCGGCACGUCUUCACGGGCGAGCGCGUGGCCGUCAAGGUGAUCGAGAAGAGCCGGCUGGGCGGCGCGGCGGCGGCGCGACUGCGGCGGGAGGUGGGUUGCAUGAAACUGGUGCAGCACCCCAAUGUGGUGCGGCUCUACCAGGUGCUGGAGACGCCGGCCCGGCUCUACCUGGUGCUAGAGCUUGGCGACGGCGGGGACCUCUUCGACCUGCUGACGCGGCGGCCGGGCGGGCUGGAGGAGGCGCAGGCCAAGGGCUACUUCGCCCAGGUGGUGCACGCCAUCUCCUACUGCCACCGGCUCCAUGUCGUGCACCGCGACCUCAAGCCCGAGAACGUGCUCUUCUUCCAGCAGCAAGGGGUGGUCAAGCUCACCGACUUCGGCUUCAGCAGCUGCUUCCAGCCGGGCACCAUGCUGGCCACCAGCUGCGGCUCCCUCGCCUACUCGGCCCCCGAGAUCCUGCUGGGCGAGGAGUAUGACGCCCCCGCCGUGGAUAUCUGGAGCUUGGGUGUCAUCCUUUACAUGCUGGUCUGUGGACAUCCCCCUUUCCAGGAGGCCAAUGACAGCGAGACCCUGACCAUGAUCCUGGACUGUCGCUAUGUGAUACCAUCAGGCAUCUCCCUCCUGUGUGCAGACCUUAUUGCCCAGAUGCUGCAGCGGGACCCCAAGCAAAGGGCCUCCUUGGAGAUCAUUGAAAACCACCUGUGGCUCCAGGGGGUGGACCCCUCCCCAGCCAGCCAUUCUCUCCUGCCGCUGACAUCUCACCGGAGGGUUUUGGAGGAGGAGCACGAGAUCAUCAUCCAGGCCAUGCUGUGUGGCCACAUUGCAGACCGGGAAACCAUCCAGGAAGCCCUGGAGGCCAAGCGCUACAAUCAUGUCACUGCCACCUACUUUCUGCUGGCCGAACGGAUUCUACGUGAGAAGCAGGAGAAGCAGAGCCUGGCCGAGGAGCUCCAGAGCAGGAGUCUACCAUGCGAGUCCCCUCUGCCCACAGAGCUGCCACCAGCCACCAAGGGCACUCUGGAGACGGUCGCUGCUGAGUAUGCCGGGAAGCAGCCUCUCCUCUGUCGCUCAGCUUCGGGCGAGGGCAGGCCUCUUCCAGCUUCCCAUGGAUGCGGGCAGCCUCUGCGGGCCCUCAUCCAGCCCUCCCUCAUGGAGACGGGCAUUGCCAAGAGCACCCUCGCCUUGCAGCAGAUUUCGGAGGAGGAGGAGGAGGAAGAGGAGGAGGCAGAAGGGAAACCGGGGCCCUCACGAAGACGGACCUCCUCCUUGAACGAAGAGCAGAUGAGCCGCUUCCAGAGCACCGCGUCCUCCCUGCUUUUCUGCCGGGCCCUUGCGGCCCACUACAAAGCGGGGAAAGAGCCUCCUCCUGCACACACCAAGUCCCCCUGCCUGGAACAAGGGCCUGGGGUGGCUCCAGCAGCUCCUCCGGAGCAGGCAUCCCCCAGCAGCCGGUCAGGAACAGGCCGAGCCCCGCAGUCAGAGGAACCGGGCAGCAGCCUCUGCUUGCAAGGGGGAAAGAGGCCUGCUGAACCCCCAGGGGAAGCCACCCCCACUAGCAGCAAGGGAGGGGGCCCCGUCGGACCAGAGGGGGGGCUUGGCCAAAUUGAGCCCCUCCUGGCAGAGGAAGAGGAACAGAGUCACCUCCUUCCGUCGAGGGAAGGAGAGCCCGUUGAGGAGGACCUCCUGGAGGUUGAGGAGGAGAGCCCCCACCCCCAGAGCAGCACAGCUCUUCUGCAGGGGGGCUGUGCCCCAAGAACCCCUGGAGCCGAGGUGCUGCCAGGAGCAGAGGGAAAGGGGCCGGAGCUGGGGCUGCGCCACGGGGCCAAAGCCUGCUGCGUGGCCAGAGCAACGGGAGUGGCCAUGACAGCCUCGCGGACAGCAUCAUCAAGCUGGACCCGGCAAAGGCAAGAGCGUUAACCUGAAGGAUCGGCUUCUGCAGUUUCCGCUCUGCGAAAAGGCCCUGGCUUCCGGAUGCAGCCAAGCUCCCGAGAGAGCCUGCUGUCCUUGGGGCAGUUCAAACUGUUGCCAACGUCAUCUAGGCAUGCGAGGAGAGAAGAGCA